GACGCUUCAGCGCGUGCAAAAGAGAGGGAGAGUUCUAAGAAAAGUGGCAGCACGCGCGAGUGGCGGGAAAGAAAGAAUCUCGUGAAUUAUUACGACUGGACUGGCGCGCUUUCAGUUCCGUAGACUGUGGGGUAGUACGAGCAGACUGUCAUUGCUGUAGUGAUGGGCGGCAGCGGCGUGCUCCCUCGCCGGAGAGUGUUUCUCCUGUCACUGCUGCUGCUGCUGCUUUAAAUGGCGCUGCGAUGUUCAACACGGAAGACGCAGUUGAAGCCGAUGCCAGGGAGUAUGAGAAGGAGGAGAGAAUAGAUUGAUAUUAUUAGUAGUAACGUACCUGCGCUUCUGGUGCAGAUUUUUGUGUUUCAUAAAAGCGGUGAACAGUACCAUGGUGAAUUACCAGAAAUACAUUACUGUAAUGCAGCUGGCUCUAGGGGUGACUGCCAUCAACAGAAAGCGUAGCCUGCCUCCCAGAAAACACAUGUGGGUCUUCCCCAAACAUGACAUGGACAAAUACGGGCCUGCAGUUUACUAUCCCAAGAUCCACGAUUUCAUUGCCACCCCAGAAAACAUCUCUCUGCUGGAUGAAUCUGAGGGAUCGGUGCACGGCAAACCAUCCCUGCGCAGAAUCAAGGGCCGAAUCCACCGCAGCAAGAGCCUGGACAGCAUCAACCUGCUGGACUCCUAUAGUGCAGCAAUGGAUGAGACCGUAAUAUGGGAACAGCACACUGUAUCUCUACACAGGGCUCCGGGGUUUGGCUUCGGGAUCGCUAUCUCAGGCGGGAGGGAUAACCCUCACUUUCAGAGCGGGGAGACGUCCAUCGUCAUAUCUGAUGUGUUGAAGGGAGGCCCAGCCGAGGGCCUGCUGCAGGAGAACGACAGAGUGGUGAAGGUUAACGCCGUCUCCAUGGAUAACGUGGAUCAUGCAUAUGCAGUGCAACAACUCCGGAAAAGUGGGAAGAAUGCAAAAAUAACCAUCAGGAGAAAGAAGAAGGUGCAGGUCCCCAUGGGGCGCCCGGGUGAACGCGAGACCGUGUCAGAGCAUGAAGAGGACGACGACAGCUACGAAGACGAGAUCUACGAGGCACAGAGCGGGCCCAGUGCCUACAGCGGGGGCGGAGCCACGGGCCGGAGGAGUGGCAGGGGUGACCGGCUGGGCGGGAGGAGGGACCGAGACCGAGAGCGCAGUGGCUCCAGAGAGAGGAGUCUGUCCCCACACUCGGACCACCACUCCGUUUCCUCCAACCUCCCCCCAUGCCCAGCCAAAGUCACCCUCGUCAAGUCCCGCAAAAAUCAAGCAGAAUACGGGCUUCGCCUGGCCAGCCACAUCUUCGUUAAGGACAUUUCCCCCGAGAGCCUGGCAGCCCGAGACGGAAACAUACAGGAGGGAGACGUAGUGCUCAAGAUUAAUGGCACGGUGACUGAGAAUCUGUCUCUGAUCGAUGCUAAGAAACUGAUCGAGAGGUCAAAGGGCAAGCUGAAGAUGGUGGUGCAGAGAGACGAGAGGGCGACCCUGCUCAAUAUCCCAGACGUGGAUGACAGCAUACCUUCAGCUAAUGCCUCUGACAGAGAUGAUAUUUCAGACAUCCACUCUGUGGCGUCCGAUCAUUCCGACCGAUCCCACGAGCGGAAGAGGAGCAGCCGUUCUCGUUCUCCGGACCGCCGCUCCGAGACCUCGGACCACUUUAGACACUCUCCACCACAGAUCAGCAACGGCAGGGACGCAGGGCCGACGUCUCAGAGAACCCGGCCAGUUCACCGAAGCCGUGAUGAAGACAGGAUCUCAAAGGCUGGGCCGCUUCCCCUACCUGCUAAGAUGGUGGAGGAGAUGCCGAGAGAGCAGACGGCAGCCAGAGAAGAGAAACAGCUCCCCCCUCUACCAGAGCCCAAGCCUGUGUAUGCUCAACCUGGCCAGCCUGAUGUGGACCUGCCAGUCAGUCCGGCAGACGCCCCAGUGCCCGGCAUCACGCACGAUGACAGCAUCUUACGGCCGAGCAUGAAGCUGGUGAAGUUUAAGAAGGGCGAGAGCGUGGGGUUGAGACUCGCUGGCGGGAAUGACGUUGGGAUAUUUGUGGCUGGAGUUUUGGAGGACAGUCCUGCUGCUAAAGAGGGCCUGGAGGAGGGAGACCAGAUUCUCAGGGUAAACAAUGUGGAUUUUGCAAACAUCAUUCGUGAGGAGGCAGUACUGUUUCUGCUGGACCUGCCCAAAGGAGAGGAGGUCACCAUCCUGGCCCAGAAAAAGAAAGAUGUAUACAGACGCAUUGUAGAGUCUGACGUAGGUGACUCGUUCUACAUCAGGACCCAUUUUGAGUACGAGAAGGAGUCACCCUACGGCCUGAGCUUCAAUAAGGGGGAGGUCUUUAGAGUGGUCGACACCCUUUACAACGGCAAACUGGGCUCUUGGCUCGCCAUCCGCAUUGGCAAGAACCACCAGGAAGUGGAGCGGGGCAUCAUCCCCAACAAGAAUAGGGCUGAGCAGCUAUCGAGUGUCCAAUACACUCUCCCAAAGACUCCAGGAGGGGAUCGGGCUGACUUCUGGAGGUUCAGAGGCCUCCGUAGCUCCAAACGCAACCUGAGGAAGAGCAGAGAGGACCUCUCUGCUCAGCCCGUCCAAACAAAGUUCCCCGCUUAUGAAAGAGUGGUGCUUCGAGAAGCUGGUUUCUUGAGGCCAGUGGUCAUUUUCGGGCCUAUUGCGGAUGUCGCAAGAGAGAAACUGUCCAGAGAGAAGUCUGAUGUCUUUGAUCUUGCAAAGAGUGAACCAAGAGAUGCAGGCACAGACCAGCGCAGCUCUGGAAUCAUACGUCUCCAUACCAUUAAACAGAUCAUUGACCGAGAAAAGCAUGCAGUGCUGGACAUCACCCCCAACGCAGUGGAUCGUCUGAAUUAUGCUCAGUGGUACCCCAUUGUGGUGUUCCUGAAUCCCGACAGCAAGCAGGGUGUGAAGAACAUGAGGACUAGGCUCUGUCCUGAGUCCAGGAAGAGCGCCCGGAAGCUGUAUGAGCGUGCUCUCAAACUGAGAAAAAACAACCAUCACCUCUUCACCACCACCAUCAACUUGAACAACAUGAACGAUGGCUGGUACGGUGCUUUAAAAGAGACCAUCCAGCAGCAGCAGAACCAGUUGGUCUGGGUCUCAGAGGGCAAGGCAGAUGGCGCUCCUGACGAUGACCUUGACAUCCACGACGACCGCCUCUCCUACCUCUCCGCACCGGGCAGUGAGUACAGCAUGUACAGCACCGACAGCCGCCACACUUCUGACUACGAGGACACCGAUACAGAGGGCGGGGCCUACACUGACCAGGAGCUGGAUGAAAACAUGAACGAUGAGGUGGGCCUGCCCAGCGAGCCUGCCAUCACACGCUCGUCCGAACCAGUCCGAGAGGACCUGCCGGUCAUCCAGGACGCAGCUGGGUACCCAAGAUACCAGCAUACUGUGCUGCAAUUGGAGCCAGUUAACAGCAUUGACCCAGCCGGGUUUAAGAUGGCAGCGCCUCAGCAGCAAGCUGAGGCCGCUCUGGCCUCGCCGCCCCCUCCCUCUGCAGAGGCAGCAGCACCCCCUGCUGUCCAACCUACCGCGCCACUAGCGGGUACGGACCCAGAGGAGUCGUCUGUCACCCCUAAGGCCGACUCCCUUAACAGCCCCGUCCCUGUUCCCGACCCCCAGCCCGAACCUGAGCUAACUCAGCCCCCAACACAUGACCCCCACCAUUUCCUUCCUCCUGGCCCAGAUCCAAAGAUGUAUAAAAAGGAUCUGUACAGCAUGGAUGAGCCGGCGCGAGUGAACCACAGUGUGAAGCCUCCCCCUACCCAGCAGCCUUUAGCCCCCCCCACCUCGCUGUCCUACAGCCAGCAGCCUGUCUACCAGGACCAGCAGCCAUACCGCCAGUACGAGCACCCACCUUAUGGCUAUGAUGGUGGCGGCUACGCACAACCAAAGCCUCAUGAUUACGACCCACACCUGCACUACGACAAUCGUGUGUCUCACUACAACGAGCAGAAGCCUCCUUACGACCAGCAGCAGACUUCACCCCAUCCACCGCCCGUGUCCGGCUACCCUCAGGCCCACCAGCCUCUUCCUCCCGCCCAACUGGGGUAUGACCGCCGCUCUCCAUACGAGGACGGCCCAACCAGGGAUUUCAGCCCCCCUCAGUCCCAGUACGAUGGCGUGUCACCAAUGAGCUACGAUAACCGGCCGCGGCACGCUAAACCCACACCAGCACGCUAUGAAGAACCUCCUCCACCCCCUUCAGUCUCCUACGACACACGUCCUCCCUUUGAGUCCAAUCCACAUGGUUUUCCAGGCAAUGUGCAUCGCUCCCCUGAUCCUCCCAAGAAGUAUUACGGUGAUGCUGCAAUGAGACCCUUGUACAACCCUGGAGCACCGAACCGAAUGUAUAAACCAGCGCCACACGAGCCUGUGAUGAACUCUGAACCUCCCGCUCCCCCUCCCAAACCCGAGGCCGUCUUGUCUUCAGGAGAUCCGCCUCACCCUGCAGCUCCCAAACCAUUGCCGCCUCCACCCAGGGAUGAUGACAAUGAUGAAGACCCUGCCUUGAAGCCCCAGUCUGUGCUCAACAGGGUCAAAAUGUUUGAGAACAAGCGAUCUGUGUCCGUAGACCGAGCCAAGGACACGUCGGAGGUAGCGGGAAUCAGGCCCACAGAUCUCCCAAAACCUGUGAGCACACCGGGUCCUGUGCUUAAAGCCAACUCUCUCAGCAACCUGGAGCAGGAGAAACCCUCUUACAGAGCCCCAGAGCCCCAGAAAGCUCAGCCGCGUGACCCAGAUGAAGAUGAAGAGUAUUACAGGAAGCAGUUGUCUCAUUUUGACCGUCGCAGCUUUGACAACAAGGCCAUGAAUCUGCCCAACACUGCAAUCAAUCGAUUCCCUGAGCCGCCAAAACCUGCUCAGCCCCAGAUCCCAUAUCCUUUCGCCAGGACGGAGACUGUGGAUAAGGUGAGUCCUGUGGACAAGAGGUACGAGCCCCUGCCGCCCAUCAACCCGUCACCUGCUCCAUACAGCCAGCCCACGCCUGCUGCUCCACCCACAUCCCUGCCCAAACUCAGCAACAUCCAGGUGAACUCACUGCCAGAUCCUCACAGCUCUCCCAAAGCCAAACCAGACCCGUCGGCUCUCAGAGCUCCCACCCGGGACGACCCCAUCCAGACCAGCUACCAGCCCCCCAAGACUUCUGUCAACGGCACGGACGCCCCUCCCAAAACGCUAGGCGUCCCUACCAGCUACAACCGCUUCGUCCCCAAGCCUUACACCCGCUCCGCCCGACCCUUCGAGCGCAAGUUUGAGAGCCCCAAAUUCAACCACAACCUGCUUCCCAACGACACGCAGUCCAAACCCAGUCUGAACAACAACCCGAAACCUCAGAUCUCACCCCAGCCCCAGGAAACCGACAGCGGGGUCGACACUUUCACACGCACCAUGGACAACAAGCCCAAAUAUCAGCACAAAAACAUCAACACCCUUCCCAAGCCCGUUCCCGUUCCCGUCAGCCCCAGUGCACUGGAUGAUGAAGAGGAGGAAGAUGAGGGUCACACGGUGGUUGCCACAGCGCGGGGCAUCUUCAAUUGUAACGGUGGAGUGUUGAGCUCCAUUGAGACAGGAGUCAGUAUCAUUAUCCCUCAAGGAGCGAUUCCAGAUAGUGUGGAGCAGGAGAUCUACUUCAAAGUGUGCCGGGACAACAGCAUCCUGCCCCCUCUGGACAAGGAGAAAGGUGAGACUCUGCUCAGUCCUCUGGUGAUGUGCGGCCCUCACGGUCUGAAGUUCCUGAAGCCCGUGGAACUGCGUCUACCACACUGUGCGUCUAUGACCCCUGAUGGUUGGUCUUUUGCUCUAAAAUCCUCCGACUCCUCGUCGGGUGACCCCAAAUGCUGGCAAAACAAGUGUCUACCAGGAGACCCCAAUUACCUGGUGGGCGCCAACUGUGUGUCCGUGCUGAUCGACCACUUCUGAAGAGAGCAACAGCUGGUCUGUUACUGAACGUGAGCGCAUGGACCCUUCUCCAGUUCUUCUACUCAGAAGGAGGGAUUUGCACCACUUUAUGAAGUAUUAAUUCUUCCCUCUUUCUUUGAUGGGCUGAAGCCUCGUUCCCAACAAAUCUCUUUGAGAGUAGCACUGAUGGCACAGUGCUAUGGAGCACUCCUUUUCCUAUUCCCUCUUUUUUUCAAGUUUGGUUUUGCCUUUUUCUUUACCUUUUGGUGCUUGAAGACUUGCAAAAAAUUACUGAAUAAAUGAAAUCAAACUGCUAAUGGAAUGGACGACCUGUGUCACUAAAAUUGGAAAAAUUACCCCAUUUUGACAUUUGUAGCCUAUUUUUCUCCAAAUAAUUAGAAGUCUUGAGUGGAAUUGGAUACAAGUGAAUACUACUAAUUUGCACUCAAAUAGAAAAGUCGAUAUAGAGUUUUUUUGUUUGCAAGGUCAUGUGUUUUUCCUGGGAUGCUGUAAUGGAUUGACACGGAUCUGGACAGCAUGUCGGUUUCUAGAAAAUGAAGAACAAUUGAGACUUUUUGAAGUGAAGAACUGAUUAUUGAAGGAAUGCGACUGUUGCACUCAUUUGCUCAUGGACUUCGCUCUCGGUUAAAAAACAUAAAACCAUGGGCUCUUUCUCUCUCGUUUUGAAGAGAUCUUUUCUAGUGAUGUUUUACUGUAGAUAAACAUGGACGGUGGUUUUCCCAAACUCUUGCUGUCUAGAGAUCUAUGCAUGUGCUAUGACUCAGGUCCAAACGCCUGCUACUAAGCUGAGUACACAAACCUACCCAUCAAACACUGCAAGCAGUGAUGCCUUAUCUGCAUUUUUUUGUUACUUUGACCCGAAAGACUUGCAAAUGUCGAAUUUCUGUUGCAGAGGGAAGUUACGAAGGACACACAAGUCACACCGUAAUUGAGCGGGAUAUUUAGCACACAGAUAAUGAAGUCUUUUUUCACUGCUAUGAAUAUGACGAUAUACAAGAACACUAGGAUAUGUGUUUCAAUUACAGCUGUAUAUUUUGUGCUAGCAUAUGGCCUUGGUUCGCUGUAAAUUACCUUUGUACAUCUUUAUUUUGUAAAAAACUUAACAUGGAAAAAAAAAAAAAACAUUCUUAAGUGGUGGGGGGAAAAAAGGAAAACUAUAACAUUGGUUAUGUUUAUCCCAGUUAUACUUCUGAGCCUUGGAACUUACCUUAGCAGUACAGAGAAAAAUUUAACGAAAAGAAAAAAAUCAUUUAAAUAAAUGGAACGAAAAAGGACGUCAUCUUUUAUACAAACAACAUAUAUACAAACACUACAUAAUGGCGUUUUUAACAGUUACAGAACCAGUUUUAUUAUUUACAAACUAGAAAAGUGCUCGGUUUAAAUAAUUUAAGGAUGCAAUACUUCAGAAGGGUCCGCGUUGGUGGUUGGACCCCGGCUUUAUUUGUGAUACUGUAUUGUGUGCCCUGAAAUGUAUUUUUGUACUAAUAGAUAGUUUAUUAAGGCACACCAAUAUGACUGUUUUGAUAUGACGACACAGCUUCAUCCUGGGUUUAGUUUCUUUUCUUUGUGUGGUGAAAGUCUUAUUUUGUUUUUAUUUCAUUGCAGCACAUACAACUGUAUUAAUAAACUCAUUUUUAAAGUAAAA
Messenger RNA from Carassius gibelio (silver crucian carp), 7604 nucleotides. RefSeq names its product tight junction protein 1b (gene tjp1b). The record is from RefSeq and is a predicted model, not a curated record. Gene Ontology annotation, cellular component: plasma membrane; bicellular tight junction. Gene Ontology annotation, molecular function: cell adhesion molecule binding. Gene Ontology annotation, biological process: cell-cell adhesion; cell-cell junction organization; establishment of endothelial intestinal barrier. The coding region runs from base 383 to 5959 and encodes 1858 amino acids. Lineage: Eukaryota; Metazoa; Chordata; Actinopteri; Cypriniformes; Cyprinidae. The transcript is spliced from 31 exons.